AUGGAAGAGCCUGUUCCUUUUGACCCCCACCAAUAUCAGGGACCUCCAGAAAGGCAAAACAUUGUCUUCAGUUCUCAUCCAGACUCCAAAGACACUUGGGCCUUUCUCACUCAUUGUUCUAGGGGUUCUGCAGCACCCAACGCAUACCUUUGGAAUGCUCUGUCCUUGAAGCCAGGGUUGGAGGGGUGUGACACUUCUCUCUAUGAGACCAUUCUACAACUCCAUAAGGACCAGUUGAACCUCCACAUGGAGAAAGAAAGACUGAAGAGGGCUGAAGAGCUGGAUUCCCUUCGAGGUCGACAAAGUCAACUCCAGGCCCAGGUAGAGAUGUGUAAGGAGAAGAUCGCUUUGGUGGAGGCCAGAGAGCAGAAGCUCCAGGACCAGAAUCAAAGGCUGCAGAGUGAGCUGGACAAGGAACAGGAAGAGGUGAAGAGGCUGCAGCUGUUGUUGACCACUCGGGGAACGCUGUAUAAUCACGAGCUGAAGAAGAAGGAGCAAGAGCUACGGAAGCUCAAAGAGAGAGUCCAGCUGGGAGAACGGAGGGACAAAAGGGCAUCUAUUGACAUUCUCAAUACCCUGAACCGGAUGGAUGGGAAACGCCCGUGGAAGGCAGGCAAGGCUGACAACAAGAAGGAAGGAGAACUGUUCCGGACUGUGGUGGCAAACCUAGAACACCAAGUGGCAGAAAUUUCCCAAGAGAAUAAAAAGCUGAAACAGAUCUUAGGCAGGAUGGACAGGGAUGUGAUCAGGCUGCUGAGCUUCCCCCAGAAUGAGCCUUCUGAUGAUGAUGGACAAGUAGCUACAGUUGACAAUGGUGAUGUAAUAUGGAGACACUGGAAUUCCCUCAAGAAGGAGGUGGAAAGAAUGAAGGGAAAUGCCCCAGAAGAAUACCUCUGCAGGGACCCCAUGAGUAUCAUCACAGACCAGGAUAAAGAGCUGGCUCAGCUGCGUCAGGAGAUCCAGCAGAGUCGGCAACUGAUUGUGUGGCAACAGCAGUGUUUCCAGGACCAGAUAAACCAAGCAGAGGAACUUCCCCAAGACAUCACCGGCUCAUAUUUCUUGGAGGAACAGUUGCAGCUUCAGGAGGCCAAGACAGUGUUCGCUCAGCAGCAGGCUAACUUUGAGCUGGAACGGCGUCGUUUUACGGAAGCUGCCAUCCGUCUGGGUCAUGAACGUCGCUGCUUUGAGCAGGAACGCGCCGUGUUCAUGAAGGACUGGCUGCUUCAACAACAGCGGAGUCAUUCCCUAGAGAGUCCACAGCUCUGUCCAGAUUUAUCAGCUCCUCAGACCCCAGAGCAACAGCUACGCCCAAAGAGUCCUGGGAUCACUCUCUUUUCCAUAAGUCACAAAAAGUUGGACAGAAAUGGUCCUGGCAAAGAAGCUUACUGGUAACCCCCCAGCAUAUAGACUCUUUAAGAAGUUUCCAGUUGGUAGGUGUGGAUAGAGGAUAACUUGGAAGGGUGGUGUGUGUGUGUGUGUGUGUGUGUGUGUGUGUGUGUGUGUGUGUGUGUUUUCGUUCACGCAUGCGCUGGGGGUUAUAAUACAAUGGGAUUGGAACAAAAGAAGAUUGAAUUUCUUUCCCAGAAUACCCUGUGGUCUUUUACAGGCAUGAUGGACAUAACAUUUAACAUUCUAGACCAUUUUGUUUUUUGGAUGGCUUUCUCCAAUAAUCAAUUGUCUUUAUGCAAAAAGUGGAUGUGAAGAUGCACAAUGUCUUUUUAUUUGGGGGGGGGAUCAA
Vombatus ursinus (common wombat) is the source of this 1738-nucleotide messenger RNA. RefSeq names its product afadin- and alpha-actinin-binding protein-like. Lineage: Eukaryota; Metazoa; Chordata; Mammalia; Diprotodontia; Vombatidae. The transcript has 13 exons. The record is from RefSeq and is a predicted model, not a curated record. Bases 1 to 1392 code for a protein of 463 amino acids.